Messenger RNA from Eruca vesicaria subsp. sativa (arugula), 1091 nucleotides. The record is from the annotation of a GenBank genome assembly. NCBI's taxonomy places the organism in Eukaryota, Viridiplantae, Streptophyta, Magnoliopsida, Brassicales, Brassicaceae.
CAGGAAACCCUAAAUUUAGGAGGAUCAAAUUCGUUGGGAGAUGGCAGGAAGAGGUGGUGCGUUGGCUCGAGCGCCGAGGGCGGGAGUGUGGUGGGACCUCAACACGUGUACGAUUCCCGACGGUAUUGACCCUAGUAGUAUCCGUGGGUGUAUAGAAUCUGCGGUGCACAAGGCGAUUGGUUGUCGUUCUUCUAUAGUCAUCAUGUAUGCGAUUGGCAACCUAGAAUACAUCCCUGCUGACCUCUUGGACAAGAUCGCUUUAUCUGGAAUCACUCUUAUUCACGCCCCCUGCGGUGGGAAAGACUUAAUCCAAUUUCUAGACCAAUGGUGUGGUCAGCACCCGAGUGGUUACAUAAUGGUGAUAUCCGGUGAUUAUACCAUGGUCAAUCCUCAUCGUUAUAAGUGGAUGAAAGAGUGCACUAAGUUUUGUGCAUAUCCAAAAGGUUAUUGGCCAACAACCCCGCCCCCUCCUAGCCAAGUGUUUGCCAAAGAGUUUGUCUGGGAAACUUUAGUGACUGACAACCCAUCAUGUGCCAUUGAGGGCGCAGAUGAACCUCUCUGCAUUUGCGACAUAUGCGAUGCUGUUUACAAUACAUGUAACGAAUUCACCACUCAUCUCAAGAGUGAACAACACAGAGAGACGUUGUUUGGAAUUGUGCCCGUGGACUUCGACUUGGCCACCAUGUCCGAGUGGCCUAGAUAUUUUUGCCCAGUUUGCAAUUAUCCUGCGUACGACGAAUACAACUUGCUCCUCCAUAACGCAAGUGAAGAACAUACUCGCAAGCUGGCUGAGAAAGAGCCUCAAGCAGAGGAUUGCCAGAGCAGGAAGAGAAAUCCACUAGAGGAUCUCUCUUACGAGAGAAACAAGAAGCAAGCUAUCAUCUCUUGAUGAACGAACGAGGAGGCAUUCAACAAGAGUUGUGCGUGCGUGCAUGCAUGGCUCUUUUGUGUUAAGACUUUACUAAAUAAUACUUAUUAUGUCUGGUGAAUGGUUUGUUCUUCUACCUCUUACUUAGGAAACUAUUAAGGGGCAGAGUUGUGAUUUAUAGGAGCAAUUCUAACCUUGCUCUGGUUUAGAGCUAGAAAAUGAC